GGUAAUAUAAGAUAUAUCUUUUACAACUGGUGCUGUUGUUUGUUGGGGGAACAUGAUAAGUUUUGAUGGCAUUCUACGAUUCUUGGCCAAAAGUAGAUCCAGUUAUUGUGCUGGUGGUGUUAUGUCUGAUAGUUUUAGUUGACCGGAUAUGGCUGAUGAUACUCGUCAAGAGACAGCAAUUGGUGUGUCUUAAUGCGAUAAUGGUACCAGAGGACCUAAGAGGAAUUAUUCCUCCGGAAAUUUACUAUCGGGCUCGCAUCUAUGAGCUGCACAAAACGGAGUUACAGCUCUGGAAGUACCUCAUUGACUUGAUCAUAUCGCUGUGUGAGCUGGCCCUGGGUUUCUAUCCCUUUCUCUGGGGUCUCUCGGUCAAGACCUUAAAGCCGAUCACCUCUGAUGAGCUCUAUAUCACCAUGAUCUUCGUUCUCUAUCUGACCAUAUACAUUUGCAUAAGGUUUCUGCCGGUGCUCAUCUAUGAUAAGUGUCUGCUGGAGCUGCGCUAUGGAAUGUCGGGCAAGUUUCCGUGGUACCUCUAUUGCUGUAUUGGCGCCCUGGCCGUUGUCCUGAGCCAGUUCGUCCUUAUCCCGGUGGCGAUUCUUAUUGUGAUUAGUGUACAAAUAAUCGGCUACUAUUUCUUUCUUUGGUUUUGGCUGUUUUGGGCCGUCUUUACCCUGAUUCUAGUGUUUUUUUUGCCCUACUGCUGUAUUCCGUGCAUUGGACGACAGGUUGUUCUGCCGGAGGGCACUGCUCUGCAUGCAGAGGUGAAGAAAGUCUGCGAUGUGGUUGGAUUUCCCAUGAAGCGUGUAUUCAUUAUUAGGACCCGGACAAUGCAGUAUAGUAAUGCCUAUUUUUACGGAAGCUGCUGUUUGAAAAGAAUUGUGAUCUUUGACACCUUGCUACUAAACAAGGGAAAAGAAGUUAGUGAAAUCCAACCUUACGAAGUGGGCAGAGGACUGACAAAUAUACAGGUGGCUGGAGUGGUUUGCCACGAGCUGGGUCAUUGGAAGUAUGGACAUUUCUACAAGGCUACGAUCAUCAUGAAGGUUCACUUCUUUCUGACCAUGGGUCUAUUUGGAUUAUGCUUCCAUUGUCCGCAACUUUACAUGGCAGUUGGUUUCGCACCUGGCGUUAUGCCCAUCAUUGUGGGAUUCAUCAUUGUCCUGAGAUUUGCCCUGACACCAUAUCUCACGCUGGCCAAUGUCCUAAUGUUAUGGAAUCUACGUCGCUUUGAAUAUGCCGCCGAUAAUUUUGCCCAUCGUAUGGGAUACUCCAUUCAAUUGAGGAUGGCCCUCAUCAAGAUCUAUGCUGAUCACAUGAGUUUUCCGGUCUACGACAAUUGCUAUGCUCGCUGGCAUCAUACUCAUCCCACGAUUCUUCAGAGACUGGAAUAUCAGGAGAGAUUAGAUGCUAAGGACAUGAAAGAAGGAAAACGAUAAUCCAAGUAGUCUCUGAUUCUUACUUCCGUUUAUUUUUUGUACAAUUUUCGAGAUAUUCUGUAAAAUUGCCCGUAUGACUCGAACGGAAAUUUCCACGCCCGGUUGUGGUACUAUUACCAAAUUGGUGGUCAGCAUAGACAGCGGGUGAGUUUUAUAUGAAGAAAUGAAGCAAAAUAAUGUCAACGAUCGAUCACGGGAAAUCCUUAAGCUUUGAUGUUACCCUCUGUCUUUCUUCUCUUCUGUACUGUACACUUAUCCCUUUUUCUAACCCGAAAUAAAAUUGUAAAAGUUAAAAUAUAUAUUUAAAAGUA
Drosophila eugracilis is the source of this 1747-nucleotide messenger RNA. It is a transcript of the gene ste24c, whose product is annotated as CAAX prenyl protease 1 homolog. The coding region runs from base 66 to 1436 and encodes 456 amino acids. Gene Ontology annotation, molecular function: metalloendopeptidase activity. NCBI's taxonomy places the organism in Eukaryota, Metazoa, Arthropoda, Insecta, Diptera, Drosophilidae. The transcript is spliced from 2 exons. Gene Ontology annotation, biological process: CAAX-box protein processing. Gene Ontology annotation, cellular component: endoplasmic reticulum membrane. The record is from RefSeq and is a predicted model, not a curated record.